This is a messenger RNA of Poecile atricapillus (Black-capped chickadee), 2209 nucleotides long. RefSeq names its product CD151 antigen-like. The transcript has 4 exons. The record is from RefSeq and is a predicted model, not a curated record. Gene Ontology annotation, cellular component: membrane. NCBI's taxonomy places the organism in Eukaryota, Metazoa, Chordata, Aves, Passeriformes, Paridae. Bases 1151 to 1819 code for a protein of 222 amino acids.
AUUAAAUUAAAAAUAAAUGCAAUUUAGUGAAUUGAAUAGCAAUUUGGUAUGAAAAAUACAAUUUAGUAAAAGAACACCGUUUAGUCAAUUGAAUAGCAAUUUGGUGUAAAUGAAUACAAUUUAGUAAAAAAAUACAAUUUCUGUAUGUAAUUUGCCAGUAACUGACCAGGGUACGGAGAGAGCUUCUCACCCCACCUCACAUACCAAACAAAGCAAUUCAAACUAAACUUAUGUACUACAUGCUUAUACAUAUUUGUUAGUAUUUCCUGUAAGUUUCCUCCCACUUUCAAUUCUUAAAUUCUGCGUCACUGUACUUCAUGGUUCAUGCUUCACCUGUUGCUAGGGGGUCUUCAGUCUUCUUUUGGUGGUCUUUGGAUGAAGGCUUACACUCAUCCUUGUCCUCUGGAUCACCUCACAGGUUGUGAGUGUGUGCUAAGCAUUGUGUGAUGUAAGCAAACAUUAUGUUCCAAUAAUUAGCCUUGUGUUUCAUAGUUAAAACCAUCAUUUCAAACCUUAUGCUUGAAGUCGUUCCAGCUUUGUCCAUCUCAAGGUUGAUUCUGUCUUGAGACAUUCCUUAUCUUAAAACUACAUCCAGUAUCCUAUUUGUAACAUCUGCAAAGGGCUCCAUCUGCCUUGUAACACCAAUUCCCAUUAUUGCUUUAUAAUAACAACUUUUCAAAUAGUUACAAUUGAGUUAGCACGAAUCAUCUCCAUUUCUCCCACCAGCAACAAGAGGGGACAGACCCUGUCAUCCAUUUGGGCUGAUUGUCCCCGCAGCACCGCCUGUGACCUGUGGCCACCGAAGGCUUUCCUGGAUGGCCACAGCAAUGAUCAGUGGCCGAGCUCACCCCUGGCCCGGUGGGGUGGCUCAUCUUUCCCUGCCCACAGGUUUCAUUUCCUUGGCUGACAGGAGCCGGAGACUCCCGGCCGCCAGUGGCACAAUGGUGGAUCCUGUUCCCCAUCAAUCAUUCAUGGCCUCGCGGCUGGAAGGGAUUUCUUGGGGCUGCUGGAGUGGGAAGGGAGGAGGGAUUUUCCAACCUUGGUGAUGUUAUAUAGGUGCUGACAGCACCAGGGAAGGUUAGAGGUACCUGGGUUGGCCGCUAUCCCCACAGGGGACAAACACUGCUGUGUCCCCGCUCCUGGUGUCUCCAUGGGUGUCUUGAGCUGCAUGAAGUACCUGAUGUUCAUCUUCAAUGUGCUGGUGUUUGCUGGGGGGACAUGCCUGACAGGCAUGGGAGUGUGGGUGGCCACGGACCCGGCUGGUUUCCAGGACAUCGUGGCUGCCAGGGCCGUGCUGAGCGCGGGUGCGUGGCUGCUGCUGGCCGUGGGCAUUGCCCUGUCCCUGCUCGGCUUCCUGGGCUGCUGCGGGGCCCUGCGCCGGAGCCGCCCGCUCCUGCUGCUGUUCUUCAUCCUUGUCAGCCUCGUCUUCCUCGCACAGCUUGUUGGGGCCAUUCUCUUCCUGGUGCACUGGAAACAGGUACUCACACCAUCCCCAGCGUCAGCAGCCUUCCUCUGCCACACCAUGGCCAUGGCUCAGAGCCCACCGGGCGACCAGGGCUGGUCUAGGGACACCCUUCCCCUCACUUCUGUCACCAGCACAACACACACCUCAAAGCAGGUGGGGGGGAUCCAGUGGGUGCCCAACUCCCCUCAGCAGGAGCUGCUGCUGAGCAGGGUGGGAGAGGAACAUUCCCAGCCCUGGCAUCAAUUCCACAGGUGCAGCCCGAGCACUUCCUGUCCGAGCUACAGAAGAACUACGGUGGGGAUGAGAGUGCUGAGGUCUUCUCCACAGCCUGGAACACCCUCAUGGUCACGGUGAGCACCCGGGAGGCUCCUGGGGGACACACAGGAUCCACCAAGGGUGACCACGGUGAUGGUGUUUCCCUUCUGUUCCAGUUCUCGUGUUGUGGUGUUUUAGGACCCAAAGACUUUGGGAAUGGCUCCCGCUUCCAGGAGCUGCACCCAGGGAUGCCGUGGCCACAGGCGUGCUGUGCCCGGGAUGGGUUUCUGCUGGCAGGAGAGCUCCUAGGCUGGGAGCAGUGCCAGGACAGAAGCCCUGGCUACAUCCAUGAGCAGGUAUGGCACAAGCCUGCUGUGUCUGUGUCCCUGUCCCAGCCUCAGCCCUUCCCAGGCUCACAGGGCAGAGCACAAGGGACAGAAGCCUGAGCCAUUGCCUGUCUGUGCUUCCACAGUCCAGUGGCUCCCAGAG